This is a messenger RNA of Cuscuta epithymum, 958 nucleotides long. The record is from the annotation of a GenBank genome assembly. Lineage: Eukaryota; Viridiplantae; Streptophyta; Magnoliopsida; Solanales; Convolvulaceae.
CUACUCGCGCGACCUUCGAAUCUUUAGCAGUUCAGCAUCCCAGGAAACUGCAGGUAUGCACGCCACUGCACCACGACCAGCCGUCCAGCCAACGAGAAGACGCCGUCUCUGACAGCCUACGGCCGACCAGAUACCGUGCUGCACCGCCGCACCUUCACGUCGUAUAAAUCUCCCAAUUUUCGUCACUAUUCAUCAAGGUGAUUCCUCAGGGCUGCUUGGCUGUGUGCAUCAUGAGCGAAUCAUUUACCAUUCAGAUCAGUAAUGAUUUAGUUAAAAAACUUUCUGAUGAUGGUGAGAACCUCAAGAAAAGAUCAAAGCGGCCAAAACCAAAGAUAUCAAACGAUUCACAGACUUCCUGGUCAAAGGCACAUCAAAAGCCUGUAUCUGAAGAGUCAAAUAAAUGGCCACUUGCACUGCCACCAUUGUACUUACCACUUCCUCCACUUGACCAGCCGUUGAUUGCAGAGUUAGAUGCUAUCAGGUGUGCAGUCCAAGAGAGUGAAAAGCUGGUGGAGAGGUUGCAGAAGAAGGAGGAGAACAUGUUAGAGGAAGUAACACAAAGGGCGAAGGAUCUCCAUGAGAAGGAAUUUAAACUUCCCGACAACAAGCCAAUCCCGUGCUUGGAGGAAAGAGAUGCUUGCACAAAAUGCUACAGGGAAAAUCAGGAGAACCCUCUCAAAUGUGCCAUUGCUGUUCAGAAAUUUGCAGAGUGUGCCCGAAGAGCUAGGUAACUGAUGAUGAUGAGUUCAGCAGAUUAUAAGGGGUCAUCAAAGUUGGGAUUUUCUAUGACCGGAAAUAAAUUGAAUCCUCAUACCUGUGAAACUUGAUUGAUCUUGUCACUUUGCUUGGUCUUUAUGUGAAACAGUAUCCUAGUUAUGAACUCUGUUUUUCUAUGGAAAAGUUUAUAUUGUGACAUACGGAGUACAUAUUACCAGUUACUAGAUAUGUUUGCAUUUAA